Candidozyma haemuli is the source of this 2553-nucleotide messenger RNA. RefSeq names its product RNA helicase. Gene Ontology annotation, molecular function: ATP binding; RNA binding. Bases 1 to 2553 code for a protein of 850 amino acids. The transcript has a single exon. The record is from RefSeq and is a predicted model, not a curated record. Gene Ontology annotation, cellular component: catalytic step 2 spliceosome; intracellular anatomical structure. NCBI's taxonomy places the organism in Eukaryota, Fungi, Ascomycota, Pichiomycetes, Serinales, Metschnikowiaceae.
AUGUCUCCUGGACCAGCACCUGAAGGUUCCGAUGGUUCUGGAUCCAAGAAAAGAAAGAGGAAGAGAUCGAAGAAGUCAACAGCGGAGCCUUUAGCUCAGGAAGCAGACGUUAGUACAACAAGAGUCAACAAGAAGACGAAGUUUGAUGAGGAUGAGUCUGCUCCACAACCUACGAUAGCUGAAGUAAGUCCACCAGAUGCUCACGAAGCUGCAGAGGAGACUGAUCUAAAGCCAAAGGAGGCUCCUCAAGAGAAGCAAACGCCUAAAACACCAAAAGAGACAGUGCACAAGAAAGAGCAUGUGCAGCUGAAUGGUGCUGUUACGCAACAGAAACAAACCCCAAAAACUGAGACAAAACAACUCUCCGAAAACAAAAAGCCUUCGAAGAAACCUAAAAGAGCUGUUUUUUACGACGACCAAAGUGACGAUGAAGAUGACGACGAGAGCUCUGCAUUCCAGACUCGCAGGUCUGUUUCUAGAGCUGCCCUUAAUGAAAAGGCAAAUGCAUUAUUAGAGGUCAGAAAGACUCUUCCAAUCUACCACCAUAAAGAUAAAAUCACAGAUUACGUGAAAAAUAACCAAGUUGUUGUCGUAAUUGGUGAGACAGGUUCUGGUAAGUCCACCCAAAUACCUCAGUUCUUGAUGCCCCUCAACAAGAAGCGUAUCGCCGUCACGCAACCUCGUCGAGUGGCUGCAGCUUCCUUGGCCACAAGAGUCAGUGAAGAAUAUGGUUGUCCAUUAGGUGAAGAAAUUGGAUAUCAAGUUCGUUUUUCUAAUGUCACAUCGCCAAGAACGAAGGUGAACUAUCUUACUGAUGGUAUGUUGAUCAGAGAGCUCAUGUUAGAUGAUAAACUUUCGAAAUAUAGUACAAUCGUUAUUGAUGAAGCGCAUGAAAGAACUGUGCUCACAGAUCUUACAUUGGGUUUUUUGAAGCAGUUGAUUCAAAGUGGAAGAAGGAAAGAUCUUAAAGUGAUCGUCAUGUCUGCCACAUUGAACGCUCAACUUUUCAGUAAAUUCUUUGACCAUGCACCAGUGUUAUAUGCGGAGGGAAGAAUGUACCCUGUUUCUAAGCACUAUCUUAGUGGCUCAUCGGAGGAUAUCGUCGAUACUAUGGUUAGAACAGUCGUCCAGAUCAACAUGUCCGAAGAGGAAGGUGAUUUCCUAUGUUUUCUACCUGGCCAGGAGGAAAUCGAUAAUUGUGUGACUAUUUUGAAUACUAUAGCACCUGAGCUACCUAAAGAAGCACCAAUGAUUAAUGCCCUACCACUCUACGCAGCAUUGUCUCCAGCUCAACAGAUCAAAAUAUUCGAGAAAUUGGGUCCAAGAAAAAGAAAAGUCAUUUUGGCAACCAAUAUUGCUGAAACAUCCAUCACAGUCAGCGGUGUAAAGUAUGUCAUUGACUCCGGUUUAAGGAAAGUGAAGGUAUGGAGACACCUGCUUGGUUUAUCCACUUUGCUUACUACCCCCAUCUCUCAAGCCUCAGCAAAGCAAAGAGCUGGUCGUGCCGGUAGAGAAAGUGCUGGAAAGGUUUUCAGGCUUUAUUCUGAAAAGCUUUUCCAUAACAAGUUACCGAAGCAACAAGAAUCUGAAAUUGUUCGCAAUGAUAUCAUACUUCCUAUUUUAACGUUGAAGAAGAUGGGAAUUCAGGACCUCUUAAAUUGGACUUGGCUUGAACACCCAGGUAAAGAGGCAAUUUUAGGAGCUCUUCAUACCUUGCAUUUCUUGGGAGCACUUGAUGAAGCUGGCAGGAUCACCUCGCUUGGUUACAAGAUGGCAGUCUUGCCAUUGCCCCCGUCUCUUUCUGCGGUUCUUAUAGCAGCAUUCAACAAUGGCGUUCUUCAGGAGGUUAUUGAUAUUGUUUCUUGUCUUUCUGUUGAAAACUUAAUUCUUAAUGUUACUGGAAAUGGCGAUCUUCGAGACGAAAUUAACUAUAAAAGAAGGCAGUAUUGCCCAUUGGGCGCCAAGCUGGGUGAUUUGAUUGCCUUGAAGGAAUACUUUAACUACUUCAAAGAGCUCAAUGACUCUAAGAAUACAGCCGAAUUGAAGGCUUGGUGCAAAGAGUUGUUCUUCAGCUACAAAGGCUUCAAGAAUGUCAUGAGAGUCCGGAAGCAGAUCACCGAUUACAUGUUUUCUACAGUCAACCAAGAUGAUUCCAUUUCUCAAACAGAAAAAGACCUGCAACUUCGAAGACUUCGAAGCCAACUCUCCAUUAAUCAACCGGACAAUGGAAGUGAUGAUGAAGACGACUUUGGACAACUUUCGAAGUCAAUGGACACUGACUCUAUCCUCAAGUCUUUUGUGAAGGGAUUUGCUUUGAACACUGCAAUUGGAAUGCCAGACAGAUCAUUCAGAACUUGUUCCACAGGCCAACUUAUCAGCAUUCAUCCUUCCUCAAACUUAUUUGGCAAGACUAACAUCGAUGCUAUCAUGUACAUUGAGUUUGUGUACACUGCCAAAGCUUACGGAAGAAAUUGUUCUGUUAUAGAACUUUCAUGGCUCCAAGAAGUUGCUCCCCAACUUUUGGGAAGCACUAAAGUCAGCAUCAACGAAUAG